AUGUCUACUCACCAAAUCGUCAUCAUCGGUGCCUCUUUCGGCGGCCUUGGUGCUGCUCACGGGCUUUUGAAGACUGUCAUCCCUCAAUUGGACGGCAAACAGUCCUACAAAAUCGUCCAGAUCGCCCCCCAUGACGAGUUCUUUUGGAAGAUCGGUGCGCCGAGAGUGAUUGCGAACCCUCAAUCCCUCCCCCUCGAAAAGGCUCUCCUUCCCAUCGCUCCUGGAUUCAAAGACUACAAGCCUGAACAAUACGAAUUCAUCAAGGCCUCCGUUACCUCGAUCGAUCCCUCCGGCAAGACCGUUCACACGAGCACCUCUGCUUCCGUCCAUUACGACUCACUGGUCGUUGCUUCGGGUACGAGUUUCGCAACCCAGUUAUGGACCGUGUCAGAUGGUGCCGAGCCUCUGAAAGCCGCCAUUGGCGACGUUCACAAGAGAUUUCCAGGCGCAGAUUCCGUCCUCAUUGCCGGUGGAGGUGCGGCGGGUGUCGAGACAGCUGGUGAAUUUGGUGAAGUCUGCGGAAAGAAGAAGGAGAUCACACUCUUGUCUGGAACCACCCAUCUCUUGUCCAGACUUCACAACAAGAAGGUUGGCGCCGAUGCUCAAUCCCGACUUGAGCGGAUGGGAGUCAAGGUCAUCAACGACAAUGUUCGCGUUGUCGAGCAUACCUCGGCCAAUGGCAAGGAGGUCUUGAAAUUGAGCAAUGGCGAAACCAAGACCGUUGACAUCUACAUCGAGGCCACCGGUGACAAGCCCAACAGUGAAUUUGUCCCCCCAGAAUGGCUGGAUGAUAAGCAAAAGGUCAAGACGGACCCCCACACUCUUCGCUUGAGCGUUAAUGGUGUCAUUGGUGUCUACUGCAUCGGAACAGUGGCCAGCUAUUCUGACGGCGCUAUCAUCGAUGUCAAGUUUGCGCUGCCAGCACUCUUGGAGAGCAUGAAAUUGGAUCUCCAAGGACAGGCUCCGGGCCCUCGCACCAAGAAAAUCUACAAGAAAAUCACCAGUGACAUGCAAUUCGUCCCAAUCGGUUCGCAACAAGGUGUUGGUGCCGUUUUUGGUUGGAAAAUCCCUAGUUUCAUGGUCAAAAUGAUUAAGAGCAAGGACUUCAUGAUUGGCAAUGCUGUCAAGACCAUUGAAGGCACUGCUUGA
Messenger RNA from Rhinocladiella mackenziei CBS 650.93, 1149 nucleotides. RefSeq lists its product as uncharacterized. The transcript has 2 exons. Gene Ontology annotation, molecular function: electron-transferring-flavoprotein dehydrogenase activity; flavin adenine dinucleotide binding. The coding region runs from base 1 to 1149 and encodes 382 amino acids. Lineage: Eukaryota; Fungi; Ascomycota; Eurotiomycetes; Chaetothyriales; Herpotrichiellaceae. Gene Ontology annotation, cellular component: cytoplasm. The record is from RefSeq and is a predicted model, not a curated record.